AUGUCUUCGAGACAGGGCUUGUCAUCGACGGCCGCAUCAGUGGAUGGUUUGCCUAAACUAAUAGUUCCCGAGUUUAACAAAACCAUUGAUAGACUGAAAGUGUCGACCAAACCAUUCGCAAGAAGUGGUGAAGAAUUGCAGAAUUUAUACCAAAUUAUAGACGACUUCUCCCGAAGUGAUGGCGUCGGAGCCAAACUCCACAGUCUUCUGGAGCACAAGUCAUCGCAAACUAAUAACUGGUUGUCUCACGACUGGUGGAUGAAUAAGGCAUACCUGGAGGGUAGGGAUUCAGUGAUGAUUUGGUCCAAUCCUGGACUCGUAUUCCCAGAUCUGAAGACAUUGACGAGGACUGCGAACAAGGAAUUUGUGGUUCAAUUCAUUUCUCGACUAACGAUCGCCUUAUUUGAGGGCAACUUAUUUGAUGCCGACGUCUGGACCUGA
Molecule: messenger RNA, 441 nt
Organism: Oppiella nova
Lineage: Eukaryota; Metazoa; Arthropoda; Arachnida; Sarcoptiformes; Oppiidae
Source: the annotation of a GenBank genome assembly